Messenger RNA from Thlaspi arvense, 2142 nucleotides. The record is from the annotation of a GenBank genome assembly. Lineage: Eukaryota; Viridiplantae; Streptophyta; Magnoliopsida; Brassicales; Brassicaceae.
AUGCCCUUUGGCACGGUAGAGGCGGCGAUGAACACGGCGGGCGAAGGAGAUUUUGAGACGAGGCCGGUGGUGGCGGCGGAGAUGGCUGAGGCGCAGUACGUGACUGCGAAGACGGCAGUGUGGUGGGACAUAGAGAACUGUCAAGUCCCCAAGGGUGUCGAUGCUCAUGGAAUUGCUCAGAACAUCAGUUCCGCACUUGAGAAGAUGAAUUAUCGUGGUACAGUCUCAAUCUCCGCUUUCGGCGAUACGAAUCGCAUCCCUCCGCACAUCCAGCAAGCCCUUAAUUCCACCGGAAUUGCCCUCAAUCACGUCCCCGCCGGAGCGAAAGAUGCGAGUGAUAAGAAGAUUUUAGUAAACAUGUUCUGCUGGGCACUGGAUAAUCCCGCACCUGCAAAUUUCAUGCUAAUCUCAGGGGAUCGAGACUUCUCCGAUGCUCUUCACCAGCUGAGAUUGAGACGGUACAAUGUUCUCUUGGCGCAGCCUCGCAAAGCGUCGGUGCCGCUUGUUCACGCUGCGAAGACUGUAUGGCUUUGGACAAGCCUCUCAGCUGGUGGAAACCCUCUCUCACGAGCCGAGAGCUUACAGCUUAUUGCCAAUGCGACGCCCACAGCUUCUGGUUCAACACAGGAGUGUGUUCCAUCAAGCCAGCCUCUGGACUCAAACCCUGACACCAGAAGAAUCCUCGAUAACAAAUUCAAGGUCAAAUACCUACCAAAACCGUCGUCCAAUCACCAGCCUGCCGUGCCAAAGGUUCAGGAAUGCAAGGCUAACAAUAACCAGCGUCAGCAACAACUCGGUCAAGGAAAGAUGAUUAAGAAACCUUACGAGCCAUCUGUCUCCACCGCUCCUCCCGUUGUUGUAGCCACUAGCAAUGGUAACGCGUUCCCUGGUAAUGUGAUGAGUAAUCCUCAGAAUCAGUACAACUAUGCUCCAAGACCUGUUCCUUUUCCUCCUAGACAACCUUACCCUAACGCUAAUCCUUCUUGGAAUAACGGAAACAGCAUCCCGAACCAUGCGCAGAACUACUACCCCAAUGCUGCAAGGCCAGGUCCUCCUAACAUGCGGCCGCCUUACGGUAACGUUUUCCGACCUUAUCGCACAGAGAAUAUGAAUCCUCCUAUGGGUAAUGGUUUCCGUCCAAUGCCUCCUCCGAGAAACGACGGUCCUAGGUUUCCCUCUCCUCCUCUCAUGGCUGCACCUGAUCUCAGCACUCUAUGUGUGUCUCAGUACCCGAGCCAAACUCAAACUCAAACUCAGAAUCGUCCUAAUUUCAGUCCUCAAGUUAGACAAGAAUUCAGACCAAAGGCGGAAUCUUCAUACUCACCUAGCUUAAACGGUACGAAUAAAGGUUAUCUUCCACGGAGUAGUAGUGCCCCAGUAACCAAUACUACCACAAGCACGGGCUACACCAACUCUUCCACUCCUGGAGUUUCACCUUCUCAGCCUCCAGUGGUUACUUCUGGAUCUGGUUCCAGCAAUGGUGUGUGGGGAACACAAGAUUGUCCACCACCGUCUGAGUAUGCACAAGGCCUUAUAGGCGUUGUCUUGCAUGCUCUAAACAUUUUGAAAGCUGAAAAAAUUAUGCCUACCGAGCCUAAUAUCUCGGAUUGCAUUCAGUAUGGAGAUCCAAAGCAUCACGGUACUGAUGUAAAGAAAGCUUUAGAGAGUGCGAAGGAACACCAUAUGAUCAUGGUGGUAUAUAUGGGUAAACUAAAGCUUUACAUCGGCAAAGAUGAAGCACUAUGGAACUGUGUAAACCCUUUAGGGGGCAACGCUAAGCAGUAUCCUAAACCAACUUGGGAUAGAAUACAACAGUUUUUAACCUCGUCCUCUGGGCGGGCGGCGAUUGCGGCAACGAAGUGCAGCUACGAAGCUGCACAAGUUCUGAAGAAGGAAUGCCUAAAAGAGUAUACUUUAGGUGACAUAGUUCAUAUCUUGAAUAUAACAGCAACCUCGAAGAAGUGGAUUACCUAUCAUCAAACAGGAUGGAAACCAAUUACUAUUAACCUUGCUGCUGAGACUACAAACGAGAAAGCUACUGAAACAGGAUGGAAACCAGUUACUGCUAACCAUGCUGUUGCUGCAGAGACUACAAACGAGAACGCUACUGAAACCGUGACAGGUAUCCAAACUGUUGCCUGA